Molecule: messenger RNA, 1651 nt
Organism: Linum tenue
Lineage: Eukaryota; Viridiplantae; Streptophyta; Magnoliopsida; Malpighiales; Linaceae
Source: the annotation of a GenBank genome assembly
CCAUUAAAAUAGACAUCUCUUCAAUUAAUCCAAUCUGCUCCUUUUGCUUCUGUUCCCCGCCUUCCAAGAUGCAACUCACUACUCUACCUCGCCCACCAGCCAUUCCUCUUCCAAACCCUAUUUUCCGGCGCUUUUACAGUCCCCAAUCACUGGGUUUCUUUCACAGGCCGCUCCCUGCUGCUUGUAGUUUGCUCACGAGUCACGCCCCGCCGUAUUUACGUCGCCGCAACUUUCUCUUCCGGAAGUAGUAAGGACGACGUCGGGAAUCUGUUUCGGAACAAUUGCAGCAUUGGGGAGAGCCAGGAGGAGAGCGUGAAUGAAGGUGGUGAGCAUGGCGGAAAAUCGUUGGCGGAGGUGGCGGCGGGAACCGUAGAGGGGCUGGAGAACCAGAGCUUCUGGAAUCAAAUCAAGGAGAUUGCCAUGUUCACUGGGCCUGCUACUGGGCUUUGGUUGUGUGGACCCUUGAUGAGUCUCAUCGACACUGUUGUCAUUGGUCAGGGAAGCUCCCUUGAGCUUGCAGCUUUACGACCUGGGACGGUGUUCUGUGAUUAUAUCUGUUACGUGUUCAUGUUUCUCUCGGUUGCUACUUCCCUCGCCAGACAGGUUGGUUUUUUUUUUUUGACAAGCAGGAUAAAUCAGAAGUGCAGCAUCAAAUAUCAAUACUUUUGUUCGUUGGAUUGGUAUGUGGAGUGUUUAUGCUGUUCUUCACGAGGUUAUGUGGUUCGUGGGCACCUACUGGUAAUGGAGACUGCUUUUGCAGGACAAAGGAACCUUGAUUUAAUACCCGCAGCAAAUACUUACGUCCAGGACUCCAGAAUGAGGAACUUCGCCUCAACUUUCCAGACGAUGUUCUACUUGCUCAUUUUGAUCAUCAAAGGAUUAAUGUCUUCUGUUCUUUUCUCCCAGAUUCUAGGCUUAGCAUGGCCCGCAGUUCUUGUGGGAUGGGUUGCUCAAAGUGCUAGUCCUCUGCAGAUUUUUAGGCUAUGGUAUAGCUGGGCAGCAUGGGCCACUAUGGUGUCCCAAGUCGUUGCAGCCUUUAUGAUGAUUGACACUCUGAACAAGAAAUGCUACAAUGCAUUAGCAAUAUCUGUUCCGAUGUUUGAUGGUCUUUUGCGCAUACUUGGGCUUGCUGCUCCAGUGUUUAUUACCAUGACCUCAAAGGUCAUGAGUCAAGUAUUUGGCAUGUGUGGUGUGUGGGGCGAGCCUAUCUCUCAAACUGCUCAAUCUUUUUUGCCUGAGCUAAUAUAUGGAUCCAAUCGAAAUUUGUCAAAGAUGCACGGGGUGUUGCUACCAUUCUUUAUUGCGUUGGCUGUGACGCCUUGCAACCACAACCUAGAAGGGACAUUGAUGGUAUCUUGUUUCAUUGGGUGCUCUAUUAGUAAUGGUACAUCAUACACUUCUUGAUCAAUUUCCACUCAACCUUUCGAGCAGUCAUCCAUCAGUGACUAAUAUAAGCUAGUGAGUAGUGACUCUUACCAGGCUGCAAGCAGCAAAGGAUUCGGUGAUGGAAACGUAACCCACGAUUCAAGGGUUUUGCUUGUAACUCACAAGCGAGAGAAAGACGUUGGUGUCUAUAAACCUUUGAUUUAUUAAUUUGAUACGGAACUAAUGCCAAACUUACAUAUUUAUAGAAGAAAUAAACCUAAUACGU